Molecule: messenger RNA, 1370 nt
Organism: Varanus komodoensis (Komodo dragon)
Lineage: Eukaryota; Metazoa; Chordata; Lepidosauria; Squamata; Varanidae
Gene: ANKRD65
Product: ankyrin repeat domain 65
Exons: 4
Coding region: 1-1353 (450 amino acids)
Molecular function (GO): protein binding
Source: RefSeq, a predicted model, not a curated record
AUGGUCACUCCAGACCCACCUCCGCCCUGCAAGUGUCCCUCCACUGGGCAGAAAAUAACGUGCGUUUUUGGGGGGUUUCUCCUUCUCUCGAGAGGCACACGAGUUGAGGCCGAGUUGGCCAGGAGGUGGAUGGUGUUGAGCGAAGAGGUGUCCACGGAGGGAAACCGGCACGGAGGCAGCAGCGGAUUUCUCGCUACGGCUUCUGGGGAUAAUUCAGUGCCGGGCGCCAUGCCGGAAACAUGGCGGGAGCUCCACCAAGCAGCCGGGAACGGGGACAUCUACCUGGUACGGAGAUUGUUAAAGCAAGGAGCACCCACAGAAAGCAGGGACGAGAACGGCUGGACCCCGCUGCACGCCGCCUCCCUCCACGGCUACGUCCGCCUGGUGAAGUUCCUGCUCCGCCGCGGCGCCGCGGUCCACGCCACCGACCACGCCGGCCACACGCCCCUGCACCACGCCGCCUGGAGCGGCCGCACGCAAGUGGCCGCGAUCCUGCUGGCCCGGGGGGCGCCCGCGGCGGCCUCGACCGCGGCCGGCCUGAGCCCGCUGCACUGCGCGGCGGCCAACGGACACACCCUGGUGGCGCAGCUGCUGCUGGGGCAGGGGGGGGCUGCGGCCGGGGGGGGCCGCGGCCGGUGGGCGGCCUUGCACUGGGCGACGGCCGGCGGCCAGCUGCACAUCAUGGACCUGCUGCUGUCCCGGGGCAGCGGCCCCGACCUGGGCGGCCGAGGGGGCCUCACGCCGCUGCACGUGGCAGCCGAGGCCGGCAGAGCCGACGCGCUCCGCCUCCUGCUUGCGCAGGGGGCCACCCUGGACAUCCGGGACGACCUGGGCAGGACCCCGCUCUCCAUCGCUGCGGCCAACGGCUACCACGAGAUCGUGAAGGCGCUGCUCCAGAGCCGAGCGGAUGCAAACCUGGCCGACUGCUUCGGCUGCACGGCGCUUCACAAGGCUGCAACCGCGGGACACCUGCUCAGCGUCCGCCUCUUGGUCGAAGAAGGGGGUUCUGGAGUGAACAGCCCGGACGGCCUCCGUCUGACGCCGCUUCACAGGGCCGCUCGCUGCGGCCACGCUGACGUAGCCAGCUAUCUCCUGGAGCACGGAGCCGGGGUCAACGCGGCCGGCUGGCUCGGCAAAACCCCCUUGCACCUGGCUGCGGAAGAAAGGCACUCCGUGAUGGUGCAGCUUCUGCUGGCCAGGGGGGCGAGCCCCGAGCUGAGGUCUUGGUGGAAGGAGCCGGCCGAGGCGUCGGCCUUGGGGGCUCCAGGAGUGGAUGCGAUGCCCGGAGGACCUCAGACUUCCCCGCCACGGUUUUCUGAUGCGUCCCUUCCGCCACAUCCAGCUGAAUAUUAAAAUGUGCACCUCGUAAA